Molecule: messenger RNA, 3580 nt
Organism: Girardinichthys multiradiatus
Lineage: Eukaryota; Metazoa; Chordata; Actinopteri; Cyprinodontiformes; Goodeidae
Gene: dlc
Product: deltaC
Exons: 10
Coding region: 218-2284 (688 amino acids)
Biological process (GO): multicellular organism development; cell communication; Notch signaling pathway
Cellular component (GO): plasma membrane; protein-containing complex
Molecular function (GO): calcium ion binding
Source: RefSeq, a predicted model, not a curated record
CCUCGGUAUAAAGCGGAGGUGAGACCGCAGCUGCCGCAGUCCAGAGUUCAAACAGCAGCAGUUUAGUUUUCUUUUAGCACAGAAAGCAGACAGAACAGUUCGGACCCGAAACCCGUUUCUCCUCCCACACAGCGGUUCGUUUUUUCUUCCUCCAGGAGUUGUCGCUGUUUUGGAUUUUACGCGCAGACUACUAAGCAUCGGGCUGCGGCGCUCCGACAUGGCGCAUUUGUUCCUACCGUGGCUCCUGCUGGCCGUGUCGGCCCAGACGGUUCUCACACAACCCCCAACCAAGGCGGUAUUCGAGCUGAAGGUCCACUCCUUCAACAGCUCCCGCAGCAUCUGCCGCCAGUCCCAGGACUGCCGCAUCUUUUUCCGCAUGUGCCUCAAACAUUCGCAGAGCAUCAUCAACCCAGAGCCGCCGUGCACGUACGGGAACGCGAGCACCGACGCGCUCAGCGCAGACUCCAUCUCCAUCUCCGAGAGCGCGCCCAUGAAGGUGAACGUUUCAUUUAAGUGGCCGGGCUCCUUCUCCCUGAUCCUGGAGGCCUGGAUCACAGACUCUUCAGGUUUAAAGUCCACAGGAGACCAGAACAACCUCCUCAGCCGUGUGGCGAGCCUCCACAGGCAGACCGUUGGGGACCAGUGGUCCCAGUAUGUGCACCAGGGCGACCAGAGCAAGCUAGGCUUCUCCUAUCGGGUGGUCUGCAUCGAGAACUACCACGGUGAGGACUGCUCAGCCUACUGCCGGCCCCGGAACGACACCUUCGGCCACUUCCACUGUGACAGCGAGGGGAGCCGCCACUGCCUGGAGGGCUGGAGUGGACAAUACUGCACGGACCCCAUCUGUGCAGGAGGCUGUGGCGAAGACCGCGGCAUUUGCGAGUCACCCGGGAAGUGCAAGUGCCACGAGGGCUGGGAGGGGAAGCACUGCGACAUGUGCAAGCGGCACCCGGGCUGCCUCCAUGGGACCUGCCAGCAGCCCUGGCAGUGCAACUGCAAGGAGGGCUGGGGAGGCCUGUACUGCAACCAAGACCUGAACUACUGCACCAACCACCGGCCGUGCCAGAACCAAGCCUCGUGCACCAACACGGGUGAGGGAAGCUACACCUGCACAUGCCGACCCGGCUUCUUGGGCUUGAACUGCGAGAUCGAGACCAACGAGUGCGACAGCAACCCAUGCAGGAACGGAGGAAGCUGCAAGGAUCUGUUGAAUGGUUUUUCCUGCGCAUGCCCUCAGGGCUUCUACGGGAAGAACUGCGAGAUCAGCGCCAUGAGAUGCGCAGACGGGCCAUGCUUUAACGGAGGAACCUGCGUGGAGGCCGACACCGGCGGGUACAGCUGCCGUUGCCCAACUGGCUUUAUGGGGUCCAACUGCGAGAAGCGGAUGGACCGAUGCAGCAGCAGCCGCCCCUGUGCUAACGGUGCUCAGUGUCUGGACCUUGGUAGCCGGGUCAUGUGCCGGUGUCGGCCAGGGUUCACUGGUGCUCGCUGUGAGACCAACAUCGAUGACUGCGCCAGCAACCCCUGCCACAACGCCGGCACGUGCAUGGAUGGCAUCAAUGACUUCACCUGCACAUGCACUCUAGGCUUCUCUGGCAAGGACUGCUUGGUGCGCAGGAGUCCCUGCGACUACUUACGCUGCAACAAUGGGGGCACGUGUUACACCCACUUCACCGGCCCCGUGUGUCAGUGUCCUUCAGGUUUCAUGGGUGCACGCUGUGAGUACUCCCUCACCAUUCCCUCUUCAAGACCUCCAGAAGGCGGAGACGGCUCUCCGGCGCUGAUCGCAGCCAUCGCACUUGGUCUGGUGACUAUGUCACUGCUGGUGUGCGCCGCCAUCCACCUCUUGCGUCAGCUCCGCCGGGGCAGGCAGCUAGCAGCCAUCUCGAGGUCGGUAAAAAAUGACCUGGAGACAGUGAACAACCGCAAUGCUGUGAUUGGUGGGGGUGGACCCAACAACGGGAGUUUAAUGGGAGUGUCACUGUGCAGCCUGAAGGAGAAGGAGGCCUUUCUUCUCCCCGGAGGUCCAUUUAAAGUGUCCAACAAGGAUGCAGAGCUGGCAGAGAAGAGCAGCGACAUGUCCAUGUUCAAAAACAAAAUGGCCGACUGUAACCUGGUUAAAGAGGAGCACCGCCUGGAGAAGAACAAGUUUGACCCAAACUGUCAGAAACACGACUCCUCCAUCAUCAUCCCACCUCUCAGUUUUGCGAAGGACGGUCUGUAUCAUCCGCUGUUCAUCAUCCCCGAGCCCGUGGAUCAGUGUGUGUUUGCCACAGAGGUAUAACCUUGAGUUUUCAGACCACCAGCGGAGGAGCUUUCAUGCUGGAGGGCAAAACAACAACAGGAUCUAAUCUACACACACGUUUAUAUUUAAUAUUUAUUACUGCUGCUCAAUGGAAACAAACAAACACCACAAAGACUGUUAUUCUGCUUCGAUAGUGACAAUGUUCGGAUGACAAUGAGAGAAGAAGAAAACCUGAAUGUCCCGCGUCAUUUGCACUAUUUAUCUUUUUUAUACUUUAAAAUCUAAAUUUAACUUCUUUGCUUUCUUUGAACAUGAACAAAAGUAGAAAUUGUCCUUCAAUCAGAAAAUCCUUUUUGACAAGAACAAUCAAAUAAUCACAUCACCUGUCUGAUGUUACAGGAGUUGAAACUGUGUUUGAACAAUCUGGACUUUAUAACGAGUCGUUUUAAGUGACUCUGAAUGUUUUCUGAUUGCUUUCUUCUGGAAUCAGUUAUCCCAUGUGGCCUGUUGGAAAAACACCAACACUGACCUCACAAUCACUGUACAAACCGGAAAACCUGCAAGUGUCUUAUAAAAAAGCAGCUAAAGGACGUAAAACAGCAGAAUUGCAGAGUUUAGUAUAAACUGGAUUUGUUUUUAACUGCAACAGGUGUUCAGUUUUUGUUUUCUCGUCUGGUAACCAAACAUCCACCAGACCUGAGAAAUCCCUCUGCUUUAAAUCCUUCUUCAAGUUCGGAACUAUCCUGAACUUCUCCAGAUCUCCUAUCCGAGAGUUUAUUCUAACUCUCCCAGAUAGUACAAUCUAUGAACUCAUGAACAGAUAAUCAAAGACGUGUUGACAAUAUUAAGAUGUGAUAGAAAGCUCUGCAGGGAUCCAAUUUCUUUGCUCCUUUUUUCUUCCAGUGAUCAUCCCAGGUCUUUUCCCACACCUGCACAGGGCUGUUUAUAGAAUCAAGAGGAAAACUUGCCUUUUUACUGCCUUUUAUAUUUUUACCUGCUACAGUAAGACCUAUUAGAUAGUAAACAUGUUCAGUUUAAAUAGCUAUGGUGUUUUUUAUAUUUGGUGUGCCAGUCAAGAUCUCCAAGGGGAGGUUUUUGUUUUUUUCUAAAUACUACAUUUGAAACCAAAAAGUUGUAUUUCCUGUGCAGUCAUGCUGUAAUUUAAACAGAAAACAAUGCAAUGUGUACAUAUCAUCCAGAUGACAGUUUUCCUAUUUAAUUUUGUCUGUUGUAAAUAAUUUUGUAUUUAAGGAAGAGAAUUGUAUAUAUGUUAUUUCUAAUGUUUCAGUCAGAAUCAAGAAAUAUAUAUUUUUUUCAUAAAUGAAUCAGAAAAUA